Messenger RNA from Colletotrichum fioriniae, 639 nucleotides. RefSeq lists its product as uncharacterized. Lineage: Eukaryota; Fungi; Ascomycota; Sordariomycetes; Glomerellales; Glomerellaceae. The record is from RefSeq and is a predicted model, not a curated record.
AUGGCCACAAUAUACACCUCUGUGCCGGAAGGCCUCAUCCCCCUCCUUCAAUCUCACCUCCCAAAUUCCCUCGUCCUCCUCCGCCGCCUUCAAUUCACCCGCUUCAAAGACGGCAUGCGCCCAACAGCUCGGAUCAUCCUAGCCUCAGAUGCAUCACUUACUUCAACUAUCUCGCAACAAAAUGAUGGCACAAUCUCUGACCAACAGCCGUGCAACUUCUGCGCAGCAUACCUCGACUUCGGCAGUACCAAAGAAACCCAACUCUUCAUAUAUUCAACCCUAGAAAACGCCCCCAAUACAACUUUCACAGACGAAUACAAGGAAACAGCCGAGUCCCAAAUCGCAGCAGUUCUCGGCGCCGUAACACAAGUGAGUAAGCAACAACCAGACAACAGAACCCUCCCGGGAGCAUGCCUCGUCGGGACCCUCGCCACACCCACGCGGGACGCCAUACUACGGGCCGGCGUGCGCGUGACGCCCCGUCAAGACUACGAGUACGAGAAGUGGCUGUUCCGCGUCGAUGAGAUCCCCGAUUUCGAGGACCGGGUCACGUUGCCCGAGGGAGCUACGUGGGGUCCAGCUACGGAGAGGGAUUGUGAGAUUGUGAUUUCGAGGACGGAUAUCCCGCGCCAAGUGUGA